AUGGAAGGACUUUGUGUUCUUCUUAGAAGGUUAUCUUAUCCCUGCAGACUCAGUGAUAUUAUUCCACGAUUCGGCAGACCAGUACCAGUCCUUAGUAUGGUCAGCAAUCAAGUACUUGACUAUAUAUAUGACAUUCACGGCCACAGAAUCACUCAGUGGAAUCACCAAAUUCUCUUUCAGCCCUUGCUGCAACUGUAUAGCGACACUAUUGCUGCCCAGGGUUCUGCCCUAGACAACUGUUUUGGCUUUGUUGAUGGGACUGUUCGUCCAAUUUGCAAACCUGGAGAACAUCAAAGAGUGGUAUAUAACGGGCACAAAAGAGUACAUACUCUGAAAUUUCAGUGUGUUGCCCUUCCCAAUGGUCUGAUAGGUCAUUUAUAUGGACCAGUAGGUAUGAAACUGUUACCUUUGAUUUCUUCUGCUUUGAUGAUUAGUUUUAAUUUUUUUUUCUAAUUUUCAGAAGGAAGAAGACACGAUGCAGGCAUGCUUGCAGAUUCAAGACUCCUUAAUGACCUCCAAGCUUUUGCAAACUCCCCUUUUGGAAAUCCAUACUUCAUUUAUGGUGAUCCGGCAUACCCUUUAAGGAUACACCUUCACGCCCCUUUUAGGAAUAGAGUCUUAACCCCUCAAAUGAUGGAUUUCAAUCAAUCGAUGAGUAGUGUCAGAGAAUCAGUAGAAUGGCUAUUUAAUGAUGUUACAAACUACUUUUAG
Molecule: messenger RNA, 711 nt
Organism: Porites evermanni
Lineage: Eukaryota; Metazoa; Cnidaria; Anthozoa; Scleractinia; Poritidae
Source: the annotation of a GenBank genome assembly